Molecule: messenger RNA, 333 nt
Organism: Echinostoma caproni
Lineage: Eukaryota; Metazoa; Platyhelminthes; Trematoda; Plagiorchiida; Echinostomatidae
Source: the annotation of a GenBank genome assembly
GCGGAUUUGAAUCAUGCGGACGAGGACGGACGAACCGCACUGCAUGUGGCCGCAUUCUGUGUUCGGCCGUCGGAGACGCACCACGAAGUUGUCUCCUGCUUGCUCGAGUGUGGCGCCAAUCCCAACAUGUUCGACUGUGAGGGAAUCACACCGUUGCUCGGAGCGGCCCGGGCCGGGAAUCGGACAGUGUGUGAACUGUGUUUGGAGGCGGACACAGAUGUGAACCAAGCGGAUAAGAUUUUGUUGCAUGAUCUGUUCCCGCUGAACAAUACGAAUGUCACUGGUUUGACGACAGGUCCUUCAAAUACCGGAUUUAUGUUUUACUUUAUGUGA